UUGAUUCAAUAAUCGAAUUAUCAACAUGUACAUUUACAUUUUUCUAAUGUAUUUGAAUAUAUAUAUGCGUGUUUCUGAUGUCUGCUGCGGUUUAUGUCAUAUAAGUUUGAAAGCCAGAUCAAAAGUUGCCGACUGUUCUUCGAGAGGACUUAUAACUGUUCCAAUGGAUUUACCAGAUGAUAUAGUCAAAAUAGAUCUAAGACGCAAUUCAAUCGUCAAUAUACCAGCAAAAGCAUUCAUGCGUUAUCGGUCUUUGCGUGUAUUAAUUCUUGAUGAAAACAAGAUUUCAUAUUUAAAGGAAAAUACCUUCGCAGGGCUUGCAAAGUUAAAUCAGCUGUCAAUGCUGGAUAACAAUCUUGAUCUAAAUGCAUCGUAUCAUUUCAACAUAUUUUCGCCACUCGUAUCCUUGAAAAUUCUAAAUAUCGAGAGAAAUAUGAAUAAAAAAAAUGGAGGGAAAGUGUUCUAUCCAUUCUUUGGUGAACUGUGUAAUCUUUCCGUUUUGGCACUGGACUUAUCAAUGAAUCCCGUAUUUACGAUGAGUGGUUUGAAGACACUAGCAAAUUUAAAUACUCUGGUGUUUGACUUUUGUUAUUUGGAUAAAAUGACCAACAAAACAUUUGUAGACAUGCCAGCAACAAUUAACAACAUUACUUUCACUGGAUGUAGAAUUCUCGCAGUUGCAGAAGCUAACUUUCUUAGACCUUUUCAUUCUUUACAACGCCUACUGCUUGAACGAGUGUGCAUUGAAUUUGAAUCUGCUUUAAACAUUUUGUACCCGUUCAAAAACAAAACCAUGGAAGAGAUAAAUUUCAAAGAAGUUAAUCCUGGAUUUUGUGAUGGAGAAGUUAGAUCUCCAAAUGCUGUGAUUAUAACUGCUAAUAUGAUGAGGUAUUUACAAAAUAUUUGUGUCCGAAAACUGUUGAUGAUAAAAAUUGGUAUUGUUGAUUUCAAACCACAUUCACUUCUAUUUUACAAUCAUCCGGAAUGUUUUAAAGUCAUGGUAUUUUCUGGAAAUAGAUUUUCAAUCAUGAAUGGAUUCAAAAUAAUGGAGUUGAUUACUCUAAGUAAACAACUAACUAGUCUUUCAAGAUUUCAAUUGUCCGGUAUUCUUGAAUCAAGUUCUUCUCUCCAUGAAAGUACUGCUUUGUCAGGGAUUAGAACAGAAUGCUUAGAAGGUGAAUUAAAUAACUUUUCGAUGUUUAAAAAGAGUAGAACAGAUGCAAUUCAAGUUACUGUUCCAUUCCCGCAAAACCUAAAAUCCUUAAUGUUGAGCAAUUUCGUUGGAGUUGAAGGUACUGUACCACAAACAAUUAAAUUCAAUAAUAUCAGCAGCUUGAUUGAACUUGAUCUAUCAUAUUUCAGAAUGAACUAUUUUCCGGAAGUUUUGUUUACUGGUACAAAUAAAUUAAAAUAUGUAGACCUGUCUGGAAUUGAUUCUACUUUGUAUUCAGGAAGAAAAAACAUUCCGUUGUUAAAAAGAAUAAAGGAAAUAAAAUUAAGACAUGCAAGGAUUGGGUUAACUUUUAAAAGUGGUAGCCGCAUUUUCAGCCUUGUACCAGCGAUAACAAAGCUUGAUAUUUCGUAUAACUUUCUACGAUAUGUACCAAACGACGCUUUCAAAUCUAACAGUAACCUGUUGAUUCUUAAUAUGGGCUACAAUUCGUUUCUUGAAAUACCAAUAGCUGUCAUGACAUUGUCGAAGCUUAGUCAUCUAAAUUUGAAUCACAAUAAUCUCCAAACAAUAAACGUAACAUUACGAAAUUGGUUUGAUAUUCAGAAUAAACGAGUAAAAACAAAACUAACAUUGCAUUUGGUUGGAAAUGUUUUUAAGUGCACUUGCGAAAACUCUGAUUUUAUUUUGUGGCUUUUUCAUACAAAGAUUGUAUUUGACAAUAAAAACAUAACAUUUAAGUGCUCCUUGGUAAAUGGAACCAUAACAAAUACAAGAAAAGUUUAUGAAGAAUUCCAUCAACUUUUUAGUCAUUGUGAAAGUGAAAUUUGGCUACGUGUUGGGGUUUGUUUGUUGGUUGGAUUCAUCGCAUUGACUUUACCAAUUGCAGUUCUAGUUAACUUUAGGUGGAGAAUAGCUUAUUACAUAUACCGUACAUUCAAAACAGUUGUCGAAAAGAAUAUGAAAUCUAAAUUUAGAUACGAUAUUUACUUAUCAUGUGCAGAUGAUUGUUUGGACUGGGUAAAACACACAUUGAUUCAAAAACUUGAAAAAUCAUGGAAAAUGUCCGUGUGUAUAGAGGAUCGAGAUAUUUUAGCUGGAAAUAUUCGAGCCGAUGCAAUUUUACAGUGCAUCCAGGAAAGCCGAAACAUUAUAUUCAUCAUUUCUGAAGCAUUCAGUGAUAAAAUUUGGGGAGAUUUCGAGAUUCACAGAGCUAAGUACGAGAAAUAUACCAGAAACCUAAACAAAAUCAUUGUUAUAACAAGAAAUGUUAGUGUAAAUAAGUUUCCUUCGGAGCUUGGCUUAAUUAUCAAUGAUGUGGUACUACUUGAUUGGUCGGACGAGGAAAGUGAUAAUGUGUGGGAUAAAUUGCGAAUGGCUCUUUUUUCAGAAUAUGUAUGAAAUUAGUUUUGUUUAAGUAUAUUAGUUAUAUUAUAUAAGAAACAAUAAAAGACAUGUAAAUAGAAAAAAUAAAACAUAUUGAUCUACAAAUGUAUUGAUCCAGUUUAAUUAAAUAUUUUAUAGAAGAGGGGCAAAA
This is a messenger RNA of Mytilus trossulus (common blue mussel), 2708 nucleotides long. Its product is annotated as toll-like receptor 3. The record is from RefSeq and is a predicted model, not a curated record. Gene Ontology annotation, cellular component: plasma membrane. Bases 26 to 2572 code for a protein of 848 amino acids. Gene Ontology annotation, biological process: immune response; inflammatory response; toll-like receptor signaling pathway. NCBI's taxonomy places the organism in Eukaryota, Metazoa, Mollusca, Bivalvia, Mytilida, Mytilidae. The transcript has a single exon. Gene Ontology annotation, molecular function: transmembrane signaling receptor activity; protein binding.